Metarhizium album ARSEF 1941 is the source of this 1800-nucleotide messenger RNA. Its product is annotated as peroxisomal membrane protein PEX31. NCBI's taxonomy places the organism in Eukaryota, Fungi, Ascomycota, Sordariomycetes, Hypocreales, Clavicipitaceae. The transcript has 2 exons. Gene Ontology annotation, biological process: peroxisome organization. The coding region runs from base 1 to 1800 and encodes 599 amino acids. The record is from RefSeq and is a predicted model, not a curated record. Gene Ontology annotation, cellular component: peroxisomal membrane.
AUGUCUUCACGCGACGACGCCUCUGCGGCCUCGACAUAUGAGUCGCAGAGUGCGACCGGGCCGCCGCCGACCUACGCCUCCUUCUCUCCCGUCACCCUGUCCGCCAACACGCCUUCGCCGUCCGCUCGUCGUUCGAAUAUCCUGGUUCACCAAAAGAGCCCGCUGUUGCUGGCCACGCCACCGCAGGUCACCCGCGCCCUCGCCUACAGCCAUCCUUUUCUACUGCCGCUCAACAAGCUCGUCGGCCUGCUGACCUGGAGCACCGGCGAUCCGUGGCAGAGCUUUCUGCUGCUGUCGGCCUUUUGGCUGGUAGUGCUCUAUGGAGAUGUCGUGGUGCGACGAGCUGGCCCCGUCGUCAUCGGCAUGGUCAUCAUCGCCGGCAUGUAUGGACGGAGGUAUAGCCCCUUGAGCAGCAGCGGCUGGACUGAGCCAGCUCGACCAACUAAGGAUGCGUCUAGUGGCAGCUCUGCGUCGGCCUCUGGUUCUCACGCCGAAGGGGCCAACUCUAAAAAGGUCAAGCACCAAAGGGCCGCCUCCGAAGUCACAAGCACCAAACAUCAGAAGACCCUCGACGAGAUCGUGGAGACGCUCAAGGAGUUUACCGGCCGGUGCAACGUUUUGAUGGAGCCCUUGCUGGAGAUGACCGACUUUCUCAGUACGCAACGAACCCCCACAAGCGCAACCACGAAGCCCGCCUUGACAGCCAUGUUUGUCAGGCUUCUCGUCGUAACUCCCUUCUGGCUCGCCUUGACAAUGCCACCUUUCCAUGUCAUCACGACUCGUCGAGUCAUCUUGGUGUUUGGCACAAUCAUCUUGUCCUGGCACGCAAGACCCUUGAGGGUUACCAGGACUCUUCUGUGGAGGAGUUCACUCGUCAGACGGUCUGCAGCAGCAAUUACCGGACUCCGUUUUGACGGGCCUCUCAAGACCGGACACAAGCUGGCUGCCGAAGCCGCCAAGGGUCCCUCCGCUGCCGCCGUUGACAAAGGAAAUCGCAAGGCUGGGCGCAGAAAGAGCUCUGGCGUCAAGUUCACAUUCAUCAUAUAUGAAAACCAGCGUCGAUGGGUUGGUUUGGGCUGGACAGCGAGUCUGUUUGCCUACGAACGCCCUGCGUGGACUGAUGAACACAACAACCCCGUGCCUGCAAGGGACGACUUUGAGCUGCCCGAUGUCGAAGACGGGAGCAGAAUGCGUUGGCAGUGGGUCGAGGGCAGUCAAUGGAGAGUUGAUGGUGCCUCUGAUGAGAGAGGGCCCGUCGACUACGAUGGCGAGGAGGGCAAGAAUGGCUGGAUAUACUAUGAUAAUAAGUGGCAAUAUGGUCGGCGAGGUCAGGACGGCUGGGCAAAGUGGACUCGACGUCGAAAAUGGUACCGAGACGCAGAGCUCGUCGAGGUCGAUGAAUCAGACUCGACUUUACCAGGCGAGAACGGCGCCUCGCAAUCACCAACGCAAAGUCUUAAGAAGGGCUAUUCUACUUCUGGUGAGAAAAUGGUCCCAGUUCCGGCUGAGUCGCACGCCGUGCCCAGUGACCAACCCGACACCCAUGACGACGGUGCAUCGAUUCUCUCGACAUCGUCCAAGUCAUCAUUCUGGCCCUCAUCGUUCAGGAGACGGGGGCCGGGGAAAUCAAGUACAUCAAGUACAUCGACAGAAAAGGGUCAAUCGAGGAACAUCGCGGAAACUAUGCCGGACGACGACGCCAGCGGACUAGAUUUGGAGACGGAGUUGGAGUUACAAAAGCAAGGCAAGGACGGCGGCUGCUGGGGCAUUGGGGACGAAGCACAUAUGAAUCUGGAGUGA